GCCACACAGGGCACGCCCAGAGCUCGCGUGGAGUCACAGUGGACUACAGUGAGCAUUCUGGUAGCUUGUGCUGCUGCUGCUGCUGCUUACACGCCGAGUUAGAUCCCACGGCCGGCUGCGGGUUGACCCCUUUGCUGCUGUGCAAGCUGCCCGGGGGAGGGGGGGGGGGUUCCUUGUCGCCGCCGCCGCCGCCGCCGGUUGCGAGGCGCCAAGGGAGGACAAACCUUCAGCUGAAAGCGGUGCCCGGGGGAGCUCGUUGCUGCUCCACGGGAGUGGUUUGUGUGCCGUUGCGGAGUUGCUGAUGACAACGUCGUGUUCGUGGGGGUGAGGGUUUGUAUGAGGCGGACAGCUGAACGCGGCGUAGCGAGCAAGCAGCACUUGUAGCAGGAGUUCGGCCCCUACCGAGGUGGAUUUCAUUCGUCUGCAGGACACAAGAGCAGAACGUGGAGGGGGGUCCCCGAGUGGUGGGUUGGGGGGGGUUGGUGGGUCCGGGGGGGGGCUGUGGACAAGAUACUCGCGACAGAGGACUCGGCGUGCGCAGCAGCAGCAACAGCAGCAGCAGCGAAGAUGCUGUCGUCCAGAGACGUGGCGAGUGAGCUGGUGGUCGACUACAUCUCCUACAAGCUCGGCCAGCGCGGCUUCGCGUGGCGGGCAGACCCCGUCGCUCCUCCUGACCGCGCCGACGGAGCCGAUCUUGCCGACGGCGGCGGCGGUGGUGGCGGUGGCCUCGACGGCGGCGGCGCACUCGGAGGCGGCGCCGCCGACGCCGUCGUCGGUGGCGUCGGCGAAGUUGGCAACAACCACCAGCGUCACCUAAACCACAGCAACCACCACAGCAAUCACAGCAACCACCGCAGCCACCGCAGCCACAGCCACCGCCAUCACCUCGGCGACGUUGACCCGGUCCAGAGGGCGAUGAGGGCGAGCGGGGACGAGUUCGAGAGGCGCUACAGGAGCGCCUUCGCACAGCUGCCCGCCCAACUGCAGGUCAGCCAGGCCACGCUGAGGGCCCGCUUCUCCGACGUGCUGGACGAGCUCUUCAGAGACGGCGUCAACUGGGGCCGCGUGGUCGCCUUCUUCGCCUUCGGCGGGGCGUUGUGCGCCGAGUGCGUGGACAAGGAGCUGCCCGGCCUGGUGAGCAGCGUCGCCACGUGGAUGACCUCCUACCUGGAGGACCGACUGCUGUGGUGGAUCGACGAUAACGGCGGAUGGGACGCAUUUGUGCAGCUCUACGGCAACGGCGUGGGCACAGAUGCGGCGCGCUGGGGGGACACCAUGUGGCCGUCGUUGCAGACGGUCAUCGGCGUGGCGGCUGUGGGCGCCUGCCUGACCUUCGGAGCGCUAUUCACGCAGAAGUGACGGCCGCUCUCCGCCGACUCAAGCCGCUCUCUUCGCUUUCGUCGCAGACCAGCCAGACCCGCAGCCACCGCUGAUGGACGACGCAGGGACCCCCCCCCUUCACCUAGCCCCACUCCCUUCUCCUCGCCAACGGUGCCCCCCCCCCCCC
Molecule: messenger RNA, 1507 nt
Organism: Petromyzon marinus (sea lamprey)
Lineage: Eukaryota; Metazoa; Chordata; Hyperoartia; Petromyzontiformes; Petromyzontidae
Product: bcl-2-like protein 2
Biological process (GO): intrinsic apoptotic signaling pathway in response to DNA damage; release of cytochrome c from mitochondria; regulation of apoptotic process
Cellular component (GO): mitochondrial outer membrane
Molecular function (GO): BH domain binding
Source: RefSeq, a predicted model, not a curated record